GCAACUGCCCCACCACGUUUCAUGCUUCCUUGACUACCAAGGGAACAUACAAAGAAACACAAGGCUGCCUGAGUGUCUCACUGCCUGAGGGAGUCCACUGGGCUCUCAGGAACUGGAAAGCACACUGUGCCCCAGGAGCCACGGGCUCUAACCUGAAGAACCCGACACAUAUUUUUCAGCUAAGCCAGGCUGGCUCCAUGGUUUCCUGCAUGGCAUGAGUUGGAAAAUAUGAGUUUUCCCUGACUUAACUGCUGAGUGGAUGAGAGCCAGACAGAGGACAACACUCACCAUGGAGCCUGGACCACUGCUCAUCAAGAACAUUGUAUGGAAGAGGUCAGUGUGCUAGCCAGAGAUAAAUCAUUUAUUACUAAACUACUUUUGUUCAAGUUCUUGUAAAUAGUAAAUGGCCAGACCGGGGAUCUUAAUUCAAUGUGAGCCACAAAGCAUAAAGGGACCAGUAAGUCCAGCCAGUGGAAACACUCCAAAGUUGAUAAACCUCUGUGGAAUAAGCUUACAUACAUGUGGCCAGUCCUUCCCAGCAGCAAGCUUAAUGAGGAAUUUGACGGGCCAAUAGAGGGCCUACUGGACCCAAACAGCUCUCCCAUGAAGAGGCCGGUGUGUAAGACACCAGAGCAGCGUGUUCCUGUGCGACUCCGAGUUCUAAGAAAUGGAGACAAGAAAAACAUCAGACUCCUGGUGAUUGGCUCAGACAUCUCACCUGGAUGGAAAUCACAAAAUGUUAAUGCUGAAAGGAAAGAGAAAAGCCGUGCCAUGAACUAUUCUGAAACAGAAAGAAGCCAGAUGGAAUUUCACCACCUUUUGGAGAGGUGCACCAAAAUUUUGAAUUUACCUUCUGCUGCUCGGAGACUUUUCAGUGAAAAAGGGAAGGAACAUUUCUCCCUGAAAGACCUACAGAGAGAUGACCUGGUAUAUGUUUCAUGUGGAGAACACUGGAUCAAUCCUGACCUCUCCAUUGCUCAACAAAGGAAGCAAGUCUUCCUAAGGAACCUGGAGUUUGACAUUUCCAAGAUUAAAACCUUUUGCAGCAUGCGCAAGGUGGAAGCUCUUGUUUUAGAAGUCCAAAGUGACCUUGUGUGCGGGGGCAAGCUUGCUGUGAAUAAACCUGUAGUAGAUUUUAAAGAGGAGAAACAAGUGAAAGGACCAGAGGGGAGGAAGAUAAAAAAUGCUGCUUUAAUAACAGGAGAUGCUCCCAGAGAGACUCUAGAUUCUCAUGCAAGAGCCCAUCUCCGCUUGGAAGCCUGUCGCAGGACGCUCAAGUAUGCUUGGCAGGACCCUUCGUACAACUUGGCUGCUGAUGGCAGCCUUCCAAAGAAAGCAGAGAAAGAGCUCUUUGAAAAUGUGCAGCCCCCAAAGAAACACAGCCAUGUCCCAAAGCAUAGCAGGUCGUGGAAGCUGAGUCAUCAGGAAUUUGAAUACAGAGAUGGGCAAAUCAUCAGUCUCUCUGCUCCUCAACUGGUCCUGGGGGUACUAGCCUCCAAACCCCGUUCAGGCUCAGAGGUCAUUUUGGUGGAAAAGAAAUCAGAUGAAAGUCACCAACACUGGACACACAAGGCAGACAGCAGGACCUUUCACCUGGAGAGUACCCCAGACCUUGUACUGGCAGUGUCUAUGACCAAAGCUAAAAAUGAAGCCCAUGGCUAUCCAGUUAUCAUUCAGAAAUAUAAACCGUACAGCAAUGGGGCUGCCAAUCAAAAGUGGGAUUACCUGGAAAAUAAGAGAGCAUUUAUAGCCUUUCACAGCACAGCCCUGGAUAAGGAAAUCACCGUGGCUAAUUUUUCUGGCCUUUGUACAUCAUCUGUCACUAAAGAAAACAUUGAUCAACCUGGAUACUGUUACCUCUCACCUGAAGGAAAGGGAAAACUCAUGCUCUGCCUGGCUUGCGGAAGGUCCAUGAUGGCAAAAAAGGAGCUGAAAGAGCCGCUUCCAAGGGCUCCAUUCUCCUGUGUUUCAGGCUCGGAGCAGAAGUCCUUGUCACCAGGGCCUUUCAAAGUCAUCAGUAUUGCCAAGGCUGAUUUAUCUUCUUCUGAAGCUGAAGACACUCUCAGAUAUUAUGAAAAGCGUCUGUCAUCUUUACGAAUGAAGACACACACAUGCACUGCAUCUCACUGUGGUGUGGUAGCUUCGUACCAGAAGGCGGUGAAAAUAACUGCAUACAAAAAUGGGGAUGGAUAUCGGAAUGGGAAGUUAAUUGUGGCCGGAACAUUCCAUGGGCUUCUUGCAGAAUGCACAGAACGACUUCAACUCAGCAGAGCCGCUUCCAAAAUCUACACCAGAGAUGGGACUCCCAUCCUUACCUUGCAUGGCCUGGUUCUGUGGGCCUUAGGUGAAAAACUCAUCCAGAGAGACCCUAAGGGGCGAGAGAAAAGCACGGAGUCUAUUGGGACAGAAGCCAUAGCUGUUCAAAAUACAGAAGAACACUCAAGAAUGAAAAUGGAGAGCAGACUAGAUUCUGUGAAGGGUAUAGAUAAAUCCCUGCUUGCUCGUGUCGUCAGAAGCCCUAUUGCUGUUUGGGUGUCUUGUGGGGAGCCUUUUCUGCCUCUAAAUGCUCCAUGGAAAUCAGAAAAAUUAAAGAAACAAAACUGGCUGAAGAGGGACAAAAUUUUGGCUGAUUUGGACACCAUGAAACACAAGAUGCGACAGUUGAAAGGGCGGCGAAUAGCAGCAUGUCAGCCAGCUACGAUGGUUCCCACGCAAAGCCCUCUGCAGCCAGUGGUGGUUGAAGGAGGCUGGACUGAGCAGACUCAAGAGGAAAGGAAGCUCAUGGAACUGAUAAGACAGACAGAGGCACACCUUUCUGAAGGCCAAGAACUGCUGCCGUCCAGACUCUCUGUGAUGGAAGGUCAAUGUAAAGUAGAAAGGCAGCACAACCUAUACCAGGCUCCCCGAGUGAAACGAGUGUGGGCUUACCAGAAUGGAGGCAGACGUGUCGACGGCACUUAUGUCUGGGCCAGUGCUUUGUCAGAGUUGCUGGAUGAUUGCACUGCUCGUCUGAAAAUGUCCCACCCAGCCAAAAUCCUUUAUACCUCAAAUGGGGAGCUCAUUCAGUCAUGGGAUGACAUAGAGAGGGGUAUGGCUGUCUGCGUGUCUGCAGGACAUGGUUUUGUAACCUCAAAAGAAAAAAAGCAAAUGAUGGAAGUGAAAGCAAAUUAUGUCCGGAUCCUAAGGCAGCAAGGCCCUGAGGCAACAGACAUUGUGGUGUCACCAUCCAUGAACCUACUGUCACUCCUGCAGCUUCCCAGAUGAUUUCAAUCAGAACCUCAUAUCUUGUGCUGGAUUUUAUUCAUAAAGCUGAGUGUUCAUUCUCAAAUGCUCCUGUCAUAUCCUACGCCAUGAUAAGUCUCUAUCCAUCUUAACUUGUACACAGCCUCUCUUGUACUCUGCAUUGGGAUUUGAACCUAGUAGUUGACCAUAUAGUGAGCACUGUGCCUGUGAGCUAUGCCUCCAGCUCCCUCAAACAAACACUUUUAAAGAUCAUUAGCUUCCACAUUUUAUGUGAAGUAACAUUGGAUUCCUCGUGCCUGUUCCUGGAAAGGCAACAAAACCAGACAAAUAAUACAAAUGAGACGAUCAUCCUAGGUGAACUUUCUUCGAGAAAAUAAAAACACAAACUGCUAGCUAUUGAAAAGUAACUUAAAGGAACAUGUGUGUGUAUAUAUAUACACACACACACACACGAGAGAGAGAGAGAGAGAGAGAGAGAG
Messenger RNA from Mastomys coucha (southern multimammate mouse), 3722 nucleotides. Its product is annotated as doublecortin domain-containing protein 1-like. Gene Ontology annotation, biological process: regulation of mitotic cytokinesis; intracellular signal transduction. The coding region runs from base 520 to 3264 and encodes 914 amino acids. The transcript has 22 exons. Lineage: Eukaryota; Metazoa; Chordata; Mammalia; Rodentia; Muridae. The record is from RefSeq and is a predicted model, not a curated record. Gene Ontology annotation, molecular function: microtubule binding.